AGCUCGUGGAGGUUCUCUGGGGUCCCGGUUUUCCAGAACCCCGGCGGGAGCCUCCCGCGGAGGACCUGGCGCUCACUGGGAGGCCGGGGUUGGCCGGCCAUGCGUUGGGGGCUGCACCCGCGCGGGCCGGGGGCCGCCGCUGUGGCCGCAGCCCGGAAUUUAUGGAUGCUGCCCCGCCUUCGUUGUCACCCGGGGUGGCGAGGGACGACGAGGAGGCUUUUGGUGCGGUCAGUCACCGGGGCCAGUAACCAGCUGCAGAGCUCGAAUAAUAGCAGAUAUCGGGACACGGUGCUGCUGCCGCAGACCAGCUUCCCCAUGAAGCUGCUGGGCCGCCAGCAGCCCGACACGGAGCUGGAGAUCCAGCAGAAAUGUGCAUUUUCAGAACUUUAUUCAUGGCAAAGAGAAAGAAAAGUAAAAACAGAAUUUUGUCUUCAUGAUGGACCUCCUUAUGCAAAUGGUGACCCACAUGUUGGACAUACUUUGAAUAAGAUUUUGAAGGAUAUCGCCAAUCGAUACCAUAUGAUGAGAGGUUCCAAAAUACAUUUUGUGCCAGGCUGGGAUUGUCAUGGGUUACCCAUUGAAAUAAAAGUAUUAUCAGAACUUGGUGGAAAAGCUCAGAAUCUUUCAGCUGUGGAAAUUAGAGAGAAAGCUAGAUCAUUUGCUGAAGCAGCAAUUAAGAAACAGAGAUCAGCGUUUAUUCGUUGGGGAAUAAUGGCAGAUUGGAAUAAUUGCUACUAUACAUUUGAUGGAAAAUAUGAGGCCAAACAGUUGAGAAUUUUCUACCAAAUGUAUGAGAAGGGCUUGGUUUAUCGAUCUUACAAACCUGUGUUUUGGUCUCCCUCAUCGAGAACUGCAUUGGCUGAAGCAGAACUUGAGUAUAAUCCUGAGCAUGUCAGUCGCUCAAUAUAUGUAAAAUUCCCUCUCCUGAAGCCUUCUCCCAAGUUGGUAUCUCUCCUAGAUGGCUCAUCUCCUGUUAGUUUUUUAAUCUGGACCACCCAGCCUUGGACAAUUCCAGCCAAUCAAGCUGUUUGUUAUAUGCCAGAUGCAAAGUAUGCUGUCGUGAAAUGUUCCAAAUCUGGAGAGCUGUAUAUACUUGCUGCAGAUAAAGUAACACCUGUUGCUUCUGCUUUAGAAACAACAUUUGAGGUUAUUUCAACAUUUUCAGGUGUAGAUUUGGAAAAUGGUACUUGUGCUCAUCCUUUAAUUCCUGAUAAAGCCUCUCCUCUUUUACCUGCAAAUCAUGUGACCAUGACAAAAGGAACAGGGUUGGUUCACACAGCCCCAGCUCAUGGUAUGGAAGAUUACAGUGUAGCUUCUCAGCACAACCUGCCGACGGAUUGUUUAGUGGAUGAAGAUGGAGUUUUCACAGAUGUUGCAGGUCCUGAACUUCAAAACAAGGCUGUCCUUGAAGAGGGAACAGAUGUGGUUAUAAAGAUGCUUCAGUCUUCAAAGCAUUUGUUGAAAGAGGAGAAAUUGGUACACAGCUAUCCCUAUGACUGGAGGACUAAGAAACCAGUGGUUAUUCGUGCCAGCAAGCAGUGGUUUGUAAAUAUCACGGAUAUCAAGGCCACAGCCAAGGAAUUGUUAAAAAAGGUGAAAUUUAUUCCUGGAUCUGCACUGAACGCCAUGGUUGAAAUGUUGGACAGACGGCCAUAUUGGUGCAUAUCAAGGCAGAGAGUGUGGGGUGUUCCAAUCCCUGUGUUUCAUCACAAGACAAAAGAUGAAUUCUUGAUCAACAGCCAAACCACUGAGCAUAUCAUUAAACUAGUGGAACAACAUGGCAGUGAUGUUUGGUGGACUCUCCCCCCUGAGCAACUUCUUCCUGAAGAAGUCUUAUCUCAGGUUGGUGGUCCUGAUGCCUUGGAAUAUGUGCCUGGUCAGGAUAUUUUGGACAUCUGGUUUGAUAGUGGAACUUCAUGGUCUUAUGUUCUUCCAGGUACUGACCAAAGAGCAGAUUUGUACUUGGAAGGAAAAGACCAGCUUGGCGGGUGGUUUCAGUCUUCUUUAUUAACAAGUGUGGCAACAAGGAAAAAAGCACCUUUUAAGACAGUGGUGGUUCAUGGAUUCACCCUUGGGGAAAAGGGAGAAAAGAUGUCCAAGUCUCUUGGGAAUGUCAUUGAUCCUGAUGUGGUCAUCAAUGGAGGACAAGAUCAAAAAAAGGAGCCUCCCUAUGGUGCUGAUGUCCUUCGCUGGUGGGUAGCGGAGUCCAACGUCUUCACUGAAGUGACCAUUAGUCCAUCUGUACUUAAUGCUGCCAGAGAUGAUAUUAGCAAGCUCAGGAACACACUCCGCUUUCUUCUGGGAAAUGUCGCUGGUUUCAACCCAGAAACAGACUCCGUCCCUGUUAACAGUAUGUAUGUUGUAGACCAGUACAUGCUGCACUUACUGCAGGGCUUAGCAAACAAGAUUACUGAUGCAUAUAAACAGUACGAUUUUGGAAAAGUCGUUCGGCUGUUACGAGCAUUUUAUACCAGAGAGCUCUCUAACUUUUAUUUCAGCAUAAUCAAAGACCGGCUCUACUGUGAACGUGCAGGUGACCCCAAACGGCGCUCUUGCCAGACCGUGUUAGCUGAAAUUUUGGACGUCGUGGUUCGUUCGUUUGCCCCCCUUCUUCCUCACUUGGCUGAAGAGGUGUUCCAGCACAUGCCUUACACGGAAGAACCCCAGAGUGUUUUUCGUACUGGGUGGAUUAGAACAAGUUCUAUCUGGAAGAAGCCUGGAUUAGAGGAAGCCAUAGAGAGCACAUGCGCCAUGAGAGAUUCAUUUCUUGGGAGCAUCCCUGGUAAAAAUGCAGCCGAGUACAAGGUUAUCCUUGUGAUCGAGCCUGGGCUGCUUUUUGAGAUAAUAGAGAUGCUACAAGCUGAGGAGACUUCCAGCACCUCUCAGUUGAACGAGCUAAUGAUGGCUUCCCAGACGACUUUACUCUCUCAGGAACCACGAUCGGUAACUACAGAUGUAAUAGAGCGCAAAGGGACAUUCCUGAUCAAUUUAGAAGGUGGGGAUAUUCGUGAAGAGUCUUCCUAUAAAGUAAUUGUCGUGCCAACUACCAAAGAAAAAUGCCCCCGUUGUUGGAAGUACACGGCUGAGGCUCCAGAUGCACUCUGCCCCCGAUGCAUGGAAGUGGUGAGUGGAAAGUAAGAGCGACUCGGCCGUCGACAGCCCCCUGAGCAGGAGCACCCUGCCGGCAGCGAGCGUGAAUUCAGAGGGACUGUUCCCAACACUGGAAAGAGGAAAGCCUAGAUGUAGGGAAUGAGGGAAAGAGUACAUGGUGGAGGAUAAUGGUCAAAUUUCAGAAUUACAAGUUUUUCCUGUAGCAGAUAAGAAAUAAUGUGUGUGUGUGUGUGUGUGUGUAUAUACACACACACACACACACACACACACACACACGCGCGCAGAAAAAUACAAAUAUGCAGAUGGGUCUCAAUAUAUCCAUAAUGGAUUUAUUCAGAACAGAGACAUUGGGUAUGUUUGACUUUAAAUGUGGCUGACCAGAAAAUGUUUUCUAUUUUAUAAAGCUGCUUGACUCCAUAUUUAAGUUCUGUAACGUCUAAAAAUAAAGGCAUCUGGAAAUUUA
This is a messenger RNA of Callorhinus ursinus (northern fur seal), 3574 nucleotides long. It is a transcript of the gene IARS2, whose product is annotated as isoleucyl-tRNA synthetase 2, mitochondrial. Lineage: Eukaryota; Metazoa; Chordata; Mammalia; Carnivora; Otariidae. Gene Ontology annotation, cellular component: mitochondrion. Gene Ontology annotation, molecular function: isoleucine-tRNA ligase activity; aminoacyl-tRNA deacylase activity; tRNA binding. The record is from RefSeq and is a predicted model, not a curated record. Gene Ontology annotation, biological process: mitochondrial translation; isoleucyl-tRNA aminoacylation.